This is a messenger RNA of Cladophialophora yegresii CBS 114405, 3243 nucleotides long. RefSeq names its product replication factor C subunit 1. Gene Ontology annotation, cellular component: nucleus; DNA replication factor C complex. The record is from RefSeq and is a predicted model, not a curated record. Bases 1 to 3243 code for a protein of 1080 amino acids. Gene Ontology annotation, molecular function: ATP hydrolysis activity; DNA clamp loader activity; DNA binding. Lineage: Eukaryota; Fungi; Ascomycota; Eurotiomycetes; Chaetothyriales; Herpotrichiellaceae. The transcript is spliced from 3 exons. Gene Ontology annotation, biological process: DNA replication; DNA repair.
AUGCCAUCAGAUAUCAGAAGUUUCUUUGGAGGUGGAGGACCAAAGCCGGCAGCGAAGCCUAGUACACCAAAGACUGGUGAAAAGGACACCAAUGGCACCAAGGCAGCUACAAAGCAGCGGGGUCGUCCUCGCAAAGUUGUUUCUGACGAUGACGAUGAAGUAGUCGAGGCCAAACAGAAGAAGCCUUCGACACCGAAACCGAAAAAAACUGCCAAAGAAGCAGUUGAAGAGGAGACAAGUAGCUCAGCCUAUUUUGCCUCGACAAAGGCAAAGCCAGCGAAAUCCACUCCAAUCCGCACCAAGUCUACUGCUACGAACGGCACUGGCAAAACAACAACCCCCUCUAGUGAUCGCCGAUCCUCUAGGCGAACGGCUACGAAAUCUCAUAAAGAAGAUGACGGCGAUGAGCCGGUGGUCGUGGUCAAAGAUGAUCAUGAAGGCAAUGAUGAUAUCUUCAAUGACAUGAAAAGCAGGAAGGUCGACGAGGACUACGAUGAAGGCACAGAUGAAGAUGUCGCGACGCCACGGAAGAGAGCCACCAAAGCUGCCGCUGGCCGCGUCAAGAAGUCGAAGUCAGACGAUGAAGAAGAUCUGGAAGUGGCUCAUAUCCCUGCAUACGACGGGCCUGGUGAUAACAGGAGGAAGAAGACAACUGCCACAGCCGCCUCCAGUCGUAAGAGGAAGUCGAAGGACCUCGCUGAUAAUGACGAGCAUGACUACAUGGACGAGGACGAUGAUGCUACUCCCAAGAAGAAGUCGAGGAAAGCUGCUUCGACAACUGCUAGCAAGCCACGACGCUCAGCCAAGGAGGAAAAGGAAGAAACCAAAGAGCUACAAGACAUUUAUGCCAGCAUUCCCACAGUUCGAGCCCCGACUCCGCCGCCAAGAGAUGACACGAAGAAGUUCACGUACGGUGGUGGCAAUGCCAGUGUUGCGCCACCAGCGGCCGGCACCGCUGAGAUACCAGUUGGUGCUGAAAACUGUCUUGCCGGGUUGACAUUUGUCUUUACAGGGGUCCUGAACACUCUAGGUCGCGAUGAGGGCCAGAACCUUGUGAAACAGUAUGGCGGCAAAGUGACAACUGCUCCCUCCACGAAGACGAGUUAUGUUGUCCUUGGCUCUGAUGCUGGCCCCAAGAAACUUGAAACCAUUCGAAAACUCGGUAUCAAGACAAUCAACGAAGAUGGUCUUUUUGCUCUCAUUCGACAGCUCCCAGCCAACGGCGGAGACGGCAAGGCCGGUGAAGCCUAUGCCCAGAAACAGGCCAAGGAGGAAGAGAAGAUCCGAUUGCAAGCGGAAGAAGAAGCAGAACGUGAGCGCGAGAGACAAAAGCAGGCUGCCAAACUUGCCAAAGCUGCUUCGGCUGGGACUAGCACCCCAGCUGCAACAGCCAAAAAGGUACCAAGAAUGCAAGACAAACUAUGGGUGGACAGAUAUGCCCCGGAUGCCAUAAGCUCUGUUUGUGGAAACAAGAGCCAGGUAGAGGGUCUUCAACGAUGGCUUCGAAACUGGCCCAAGGCCGCCAAGUCCAACUUCAAGCAUGCCGGCCCUGACGGCAGGGGCAUUUUCCGCGCGGCUCUGCUUCAUGGUCCUCCCGGCGUUGGCAAAACCACAGCAGCUCACCUCAUCGCCAAACUCGAAGGUUAUGACGUGGUCGAGAGCAAUGCAAGCGAGACCAGAAAUAAAAAGCUACUGGAAACCAGUUUGGCUGGCGUUCUGGAUACCACGUCUCUCCUCGGAUACUUUGCUGGCGACGGCAAGAAGGUCGACGCCGCAAAGCGCAAGCUCCUCUUUAUCAUGGACGAGGUCGAUGGCAUGUCAGCCGGUGAUCGUGGCGGCGUCGGUGCUCUGGCUUCUGUGGCCAAGAAGACUCAUGUCCCGAUAAUCAUGAUCUGCAACGACCGGGGUAGUCAGAAGAUGAAACCUCUGGUACACGUUACGGCAGAGUUCAAGUUUAUCAGGCCGACCACGGAUAUGAUACGAGGGCGGAUUGCUACCAUCCUCUAUCGCGAAGGAAUGAAAUUGCCGAUGCCAAUCAUCAAUGCCUUGAUCGAAGGGUGUAAUGGCGACAUCCGUCAAAUCAUCAACAUGAUCUCGACUGUCAAACUUGACAACAAAGACCUCGACUUCAGCGACAGCAAAGCCUUAACAAAGGCAUGGGAAAAGCACGUGAUUCUGAAGCCCUGGGACAUCGUGAACAAGAUUCUGCGGCCUCAGAUGUUCUCUGCCAGCUCCACCUCGACACUGAACGAUAAAACCGAGUUGUACUUCAAUGAUCACGAGAUGAGCUAUCUGAUGCUUCAGGAGAACUACCUAAAAACACAACCCAGCCUUGCAGCCAACUACAAGGGCAAAGAGAGAGACAUGAAGUUGCUGGAGCUAGUGGACAACGCUGCCUCAAGCAUCUCCGACGGUGACCUGGUUGAUAGAAUGAUCCACGGUUCCCAACAACAGUGGAGUUUGAUGCCCACUCAUGCCAUCUUCAGCUUCGUUCGGCCCGCCAGCUAUGUCUAUGGCAACCUCAACCAAGGAGGAGCUGGCUUCCCUACCUGGUUUGGCCAGAACAGCAAACAAUCAAAACUGUCUCGCUUCGUCAAGGAGGUCCAGGGACAUAUGCGCCUGCGCACCUCUGCGGACCGCCAUGAGAUACGCCAGCAGUACCUUCCUGCUCUGUGGAGCAAGACUGUUGGGAUGCUGAAAGACGAAGGCAGAGAUGCUGUGCAGGAUGUGAUCGACUUCAUGGACUCAUACUACCUGACGAAAGACGACUUUGAUGCCGUCAUGGAGCUGGGUGUCGGAGAGUUCGACAUGGAGAAGAUCAAAAUCGAAUCUGCUACAAAGGCACAGUUUACCAGACUCUAUAAUGGGCAGAACCACCCUAUGCCAUUUGUCAAAGCGAGCAACAUCUUGGGCAUGGCCAAAGCAGGCGGCGCCAAACGAGAGAAGCCCGACUUGGAAGAAGCCGUGGACGAAUCCGAGGGCGAAGAGGUCCUGGCCGACGCUGAAGUUGUCGACGAGGAGGACGAGUUGGAUCUGAAGAAAGACAAAUAUAUCAAGCCGGCAAAGAAGAAGCCUGCACGUGCUUCUGCUGGUGGCGCGGAAGCGAAGGGCAAGGGAAAGAGGAAGAAGGCUGGGGACAACGACGAGUCGGAAGCUGAGAGCGAAGAGGAGCCGAAAAAGAAGCGAGGUGGCGGUGGUCGAGGUCGUGGGGGUGGUAGAGGCAGAGGACGAGGAAGGGCUUGA